This is a messenger RNA of Eptesicus fuscus (big brown bat), 2647 nucleotides long. It is a transcript of the gene TIMP4, whose product is annotated as TIMP metallopeptidase inhibitor 4. NCBI's taxonomy places the organism in Eukaryota, Metazoa, Chordata, Mammalia, Chiroptera, Vespertilionidae. Gene Ontology annotation, cellular component: extracellular matrix. Gene Ontology annotation, molecular function: protease binding; metalloendopeptidase inhibitor activity. The record is from RefSeq and is a predicted model, not a curated record. Bases 116 to 790 code for a protein of 224 amino acids. The transcript is spliced from 5 exons. Gene Ontology annotation, biological process: negative regulation of membrane protein ectodomain proteolysis; negative regulation of endopeptidase activity.
UCCACCUCAUAAAGCCUAGGGCGAGGGGCGAGGGGCGCGAGGCGUUCUGAAAGUGCCCUGGAGAGUCUGUUUGAUCCGACAGACCCCACAGGCUUAGUUGGGGCUCUGCAGUGUCAUGCCCCGGAGCCUCCAGACCAUGUCGAGCUGGGCGCUGUUGCUGCGGCUGCUGGCAUUGCUGCGGCCGCCGGGGCUGGUCGAGGCGUGCAGCUGCGCCCCCUGGCACCCCCAGCAGCAUGUCUGCCACUCCGCGCUUGUGAUCCGGGCCAAGAUCUCCAGUGAGAAGGUAAUUCCUGCCAGUGCAGAUCCUGCUGACACUCAAAAAAUGAUCCGGUAUGAAAUCAAACAGAUAAAGAUGUUUAAAGGGUUUGAGAAAGUCAAGGAUAUUCAGUAUAUCUAUACACCUUUUGAUUCCUCCCUCUGUGGUGUGAAACUAGAAGCAAACAGCCAGAAGCAGUAUCUCUUGACUGGUCAGGUCCUCAAUGAUGGAAAAGUCUUCAUCCAUCUGUGCAACUACAUUGAGCCCUGGGAAAAUCUAUCCUUUUUGCAAAGAGAAAGUCUGAAUCACCACUACCAUAUGAACUGUGGCUGCCAAAUCACCACCUGCUAUACAGUGCCCUGUACCAUCUCAGCCCCCAACGAGUGCCUCUGGACAGAUUGGCUGUUGGAACGAAAACUCUAUGGGUAUCAGGCCCAGCAUUAUGUCUGCAUGAAGCAUGUUGAUGGCACCUGCAGCUGGUACCAGGGACGCCUGCUCCUCAGGAAGGAGUUUGUUGACAUCAUCCAGCCCUAGUAGGGAGCAAUGACCACCACAUUCCUUCAGGAGCUCUGAAGACCAAGCCAGUUCUCCCUCACUACAGAGUUCUGGCUAUCACCACUUGCCUCAUUGCUGCCAGCGAAUGGGAAGUACCAAGUGGACAGUCUGGCUAGUGUUAGAGCAGGGCUAGGGUAUGUUACAGCUUGUGUCUGAAACCCCAGCCCAGAACAUGUCAAAGGCUAGGGAAAGUGUCCUGCCCUCAACCCUUCUCUCUUGCCUCCCAAACUCUUUUAUUCUAGCCCCGUGGUCAGCAAACUGCGGCUCAUGAGCCACAUGCGGCUCUUUGGCCCCUUGAGUGUGGCUCUUCCACAAAAUACCACGGCCUGGGCGAGUCUAUUUUAAAGAAGUGGUGUUAGAAGAAGUUUAAGUUUAAAAAAUUUGGCUCUCAAAAGAAAUUUCAAUCGUUGUACUGUUGAUAUUUGGCUCUGUUGACUAAUGAGUUUGCAGACCACUGUUCUAGCCAAUACCUGUUACUGAAAAUGUUGAUUCUGGCUUAGAAUCAAAAUAGUUCUGAUCAGAACUAUUCCCUUUUCUCUCUAGGAAAAUGUGUUUUCUCUUACCUUAAUUGAUCCAAUAGUGAAAAAAUGGUGAAUGCUAUACAUAUGAGAUAGUGUACCUAUCUGAUGUACAAUACCAGAAGACAGGUUGACAGUAUCAUAAACAGGCUGAUUUGGAAGAACAAAAAGAGCAACAUAGUAUGGCUGUGUAUCCUCUACUCCAAUCUCAGCUCAUCCUGAUCCUCUCUUACACUUUCAUUUGUUUGGGGAAGUGACUUGCAGGGGCACAGAAUCACUCAAUAUGAGACCUACAAUGGCCUAACCUCCCACUACACGCUGUAAUCUCCUCUAUCCAAUUCCUGGCAGAGGGUCUAGCCCCCAAGCAUACCUCUUUGGAUAAGAAUAGACUUAGGUAUUAUCUCUGCAGGUUAACUAUCAUUAAUACCUUCACCUGAUGUCCAUAAGUCUUCUUUUAUGUUUCUUUUAGAAAGUCCUUCUCUUCUAGAUUACUAAUGUCUUAAUUCCUACUUCAAAACUUUUUUUUUAAGCCAAAAAAGCCUAGAGUUGAAAUUCUCCUUUAAAUUUUGACACCUCAGAGAGAUCUUAGGAGGUCUUCUUUGGAGGGCAAAUUUUAGGAUAGAGAACAAGAGAGAAAUAACACAAGGGCCCUUGUGGGGAAAGGAUGGUAAAUAGACAAUAUACUUUGCAAUUUUUUCAAAAUAUUUUUUGUGGUUAGCCCUGCUAAAUAUUACAGCAGGAAAAAUUCAGCUUUGGUCCCCAUCCUUCCUUCAACUCAGUCCCCUUACCACUGUGUCUUGGACUCCCUGAGAACUCCAAGCAUAGAUAGAUCCCUUAAGCCCUGAUGUUGGUCUCAAGGAUUUAUUAAGGAUAAGAGCUUAAAGUUCCAGAGCCUCUCCCUGGGAAGCUCUGACAAAGAUGAAGGAGGUAGUUCUAUUCAAGGCCCAAGGUUGUUGUUAUUCGUUUUCUAUAUGUUGUUUGAUGAGAAACAAGGCCAUGUACAAUAUGCCAGAAGAAGGCUCUUGAUUCACAGAAAUGGUACAAAUGUAGUUCCUUUUUGAGAAGGGAGUGAGAGGGUAGCAAACAUAAUCUCUGUCCCAGAGUACAAUUGGAAUGCUAUGGCAGAGAGUCUCCAUUGGUGAGUUAACCAUGAUCACCAACUGACUAUGCAGGCCUGCGGCAGAGGGUGUGGAGACAGAGGGGAAGAAAAGGGAGCGAGCUCCAGGUCUCCAUGGAGGAAAAACCAACCACCCAUGCCAUCUCUCUGCCCCUUCUGAUAUACUAGGAUGGCCUCAGAGAAGGCAUUAUGUUAACCCAG